AUCUCUGCUAUCUACAGGAAAAGGAUGCACUAGAAGCAAAACCAUCAACAAGUUUUUCCCCACUCAAGUCAUUAGAGGAAGCGGAAGAAGUGCCAAGGAAACCAAAGGGGGCAGCACCAGCACCGUCAACAGCGAAACCAAAGGAGGCAGCACCAGCACCGUCAACGGCAGCAGAUAGUGAUAACAAGCUUGCUUCAAACCCUAAUAGGAAGGAAUGGCGAUUCAUACGUUCAGCAACACAGCUCAACGACGCAGGAAUAACUUUUAAAAACAGCAAGGGGAGAUUGUUUGAUAUAAAGUUUUACAAGGGGGUAAUGUCAAUUCCAACUUUAAGAAUCGACGACAAUACAGAGUCCAUUCUUCGGAAUUUGGUUGCUUAUGAACAGUGCUCCAAGGGCGCAUCUUCAAAAUGUUUCACGGAUUAUAUUAUAUUCAUGGAUCGCCUCAUCAACAUAUGGAAGGAUGUUGAAUUACUUUCUAAACAUGGAGUUAUUGAUAACUGGUUAGGUGAUAAUGACGUGGUCGCUGCAAUGUUGAACAAAAUCGGUGACUCUGUGUUGAUCUCAAAAGACCACUUCUCUUAUGCUGAGACCUUCAAGAAAGUGAAUGAGCAUUGUGACAGAAAGUGGAACCAGUGGAUGGCAAAUUUAAGGCACAAUUACUUUAACACUCCAUGGGCGGGCAUUUCCUGCGUCGCUGGGGCUUUCUUGCUUCUACUUAAUUUGGUUACAGGUGUUAUGUCGGUUCUUUCUUAUCUAUUGAAUUAAGUAUGGAAAAGCUCCUCUCUACAUGGUGAAGGCAGAGGCAGAGGCAUAUUGGGGUAUCAAAAGUGAAAGUUAUGCCCAACGCAUAUCUUCAUGGUUAUGUUCGUCAUUCCAGAGUUUGCAAUAAGUGAAGCUAGCUGCUCACACAAAAUUGUUUCCCUGUUUAAAUUGUGAUGUCGUGUCAUGUUAUGUAUUCUACUGAAAAUUUGCG
Messenger RNA from Rubroshorea leprosula, 975 nucleotides. The record is from the annotation of a GenBank genome assembly. NCBI's taxonomy places the organism in Eukaryota, Viridiplantae, Streptophyta, Magnoliopsida, Malvales, Dipterocarpaceae.